AUGAAUCUGGACGCAACACUCGACGGUGGCGAGGAGAUACGGUUCCUCAGCAAGGUGAGCGUGCUGGUGAAGCGGCUGCGGAAGUCGACGCACUUCACGCACCAGGAGCUGGAGCUGGUGCUGCUCAUCUACUACAAAAUGCUGAAGAACGAUCCGGACGCCGCCGGGGGACAGAUUUCGCGGCAGCAGCUAACGACGGUAUUCGACACCGUGUUCGGCAUCACGGAGCCGGCGGUCCUGCGGCGCAUCUACGCGGCCCUCGGCGACGGAGGCACGGGCGCCCACGUGGCCAUGGAGACCUGGGCCCAGCUGGUGUCGCUGUACCUGUGUGGGUCGCUCGAGGAGCGGAUCCGGUACUGUUACCGCGUUUACGACGCCCAGCGGGACGGGCACAUCCGCCGGGACUACCUGAUGGUGCUGCUGCGGGACUGCGUGCGGCAGGAGGGCGGCGCCGAGGAAGCCGUCAGAGAUCUGGUUGACAUUAUUAUCACCCGCCUGGACGUGGAUCGCGACGGGGCGGUGUCCUUCGACGACUACCGCCAGAGCGUGCUCGGGACUCCGCUGCUGCUCGAGUGUCUCGGCCAGGCCCUGCCCGAUCGGAGCCGCGUCGAAGCGUUCGCAGUGACAUUUUUAUCCACUUAG
This is a messenger RNA of Anopheles bellator, 642 nucleotides long. Its product is annotated as calaxin-like. Gene Ontology annotation, molecular function: calcium ion binding. The transcript has a single exon. The coding region runs from base 1 to 642 and encodes 213 amino acids. NCBI's taxonomy places the organism in Eukaryota, Metazoa, Arthropoda, Insecta, Diptera, Culicidae. The record is from RefSeq and is a predicted model, not a curated record.